Messenger RNA from Neltuma alba, 1265 nucleotides. Its product is annotated as nudix hydrolase 9-like. NCBI's taxonomy places the organism in Eukaryota, Viridiplantae, Streptophyta, Magnoliopsida, Fabales, Fabaceae. Gene Ontology annotation, molecular function: GDP-mannose hydrolase activity. Bases 35 to 946 code for a protein of 303 amino acids. The record is from RefSeq and is a predicted model, not a curated record. The transcript has 9 exons.
CCUGGGAAGUGAGUCUCAGCAGUUCCAGAUUCCGAUGGAGAAGGAGGCCGGGCAUGCAGACAGUGCCGUGGAUCCUUGUUCUUUCAAGCUCCUGAUCUCGUGUCCCUGUGGUCUUUCGCCCUCGCAGGUUUCUGUGGUGUUCAGCGAUGCCUGCGAUCGGAUUCCCCACCCUGAUGCUAACCUGGAGAGCACAAUCGCUGAGAUAUGGGAGCAGAGGAGUCAGAAAAACAAUUCACUCUACAAUGGCAAGAAGUUCAGGUAUGGGGGGUAUAUGCUGCAAAGGGGAAGCGGAUCUGACCACGAGCUUCAUGUAUGCCUCCACCUUGGUUUGACGGAUUAUAGGACUUUCGUUGGGACAAAUUUAAGUCAUCUGUGGAAACGGUUCCUGGUUUCAUCAGAAGAUGAUUCUGUUCUUUGUCAGCACACUGCCAGUCCACUGGGAAAUGGUGCAAUUGUGGAGACUAUUGACGAGAAGAUACUUGUAUUGCAACGAAGUAACAAUGUUGGUGAAUUUCCUGGACAUUUUGUUUUCCCAGGAGGUCAUCCGGAGCCUCAUGAAAUUGGAGUAGCUUCCCAUCAACAUAGCAAGGAGUUAACAGAGUCUAUUAACAACAACGUUUCCCGUGAGAUGUUUGACAGCAUAGUUCGAGAAGUAGUUGAAGAAAUUGGGGUGCCAGCCUCAUCCCUUAGCAUUCCAGCUUUCAUUGGAGUAUCACGGAGAGAAUUGAAUGUGAGACCAGCUGCAUUUUUCUACAUCAAAUGCAGUCUCAAUUCCAAGGAAGUUCAACAGUUUUAUUCUAGUGCUCAAGAUGGCUACGAGUCAACUCAGCUAUAUGCUGCCACAAUGGUCGACUUAGAAAACAUGGCUUCCAAGAUGCCUGGCUGUCAUCGAGGUGGAUUAGCCCUCUAUAAAUUGAUGGCUGACAACAACCUGAAGAAUACUUGAUGUAAGUUUACGAGGACUUAUAGUUGUCAGUCUUUGAUGUUAUGCUGAGUGUUACCCUGUGGGAUUCACGAUUUGGCAUGUUAGGUAUAGUUUCUAUCUCAGAAGCUUACUCUGGCUGUUUAUUGCUCCUGUUUAGCAUGUAAGAACUGAUAUUUCUAGGUAGCUUACUCGUCUAUAUGUGAUUCAUUGAUUCUUCACUUGCUUGUAUACUGCAUACGAUCUCAGACUGAUAUACAUAUACUAUACUGCAUACGAUCUCAGACUGAUACACAUAUACAUAUAAUGUGUUUUUGGGUUUUUUCCCGCUCCGGCUGAGUCA